AUGCACAGGCACAUGCACCUACACAUACACAUACAUAAACAUCCACAUCCACAUCCACAUAUAUAUCCACAUCCACAUCCACAUCAAAAUCCAAAUCCACAUCCUCCACAUAUAUAUCCACAUCCACAUCCAUACACAUCUAUUCUAUAUGUGUGCAUGAGUAUAUUUAUGGCACUAUUAUAUUGGUCAUGUGUAUUACAUAUAAAUAAAAUGCUUAUAUUCAUGAAUAAUGUUGGUAAAUAA
Dictyostelium purpureum is the source of this 243-nucleotide messenger RNA. RefSeq lists its product as uncharacterized. NCBI's taxonomy places the organism in Eukaryota, Evosea, Eumycetozoa, Dictyosteliales, Dictyosteliaceae. The transcript is spliced from 2 exons. Bases 1 to 243 code for a protein of 80 amino acids. The record is from RefSeq and is a predicted model, not a curated record.